UUGAGAGAAAAACAGAGAGAGGGAGCGGUCGUGGAUAUUGGAAAGGCCAUACAUUCCCAAAUAGCUUCGUGGCCUUAUCAUUUUCUCAUUCUUCGUUUCUCCUUCCUCGUUUUCCCUCAUAAACCCUCCCUUCUCUCUCAGAACUUUUAACAAACACCUGGAGACCCUGGAGCUCAUAUUCCCAAUAUGGCUUCUUUGAUUGGAGUUUCUUCCAUAUACCAAACUCCCUCUACAACUCUCGAACUACACAAACGACCACCGCUUACUACUUCUUCUUCUUCUUCCUCUCUUUCCUUGCAAUGCUUGGACAGCAAGUCCCACUUCAACAACGUUCUCAGAGCACACCUUUCUACUAACAAUGGCAAGGGAGGUUUUAAGCCCACUGUUAGUUUUGUUACUUCUGCCAUUGCCACUCCAAAUUCUUCGGUCCUCAGCGAAGAAGCAUUCAAGGGGAUAGGCAGCGGUGAUGGCUUCCCCGACGACGAUGACUUUGCCGGCUUUGGCUCUGAAACCGACGAGGGAUCUUCUGCUGUUAGCUCUGAAGAACUCGACGUUUCCAAGCUUGGCCUUCCUUCGCGCCUCGUUGAUACCCUCCACAAGCGUGGGAUUUCGCAUCUUUUCCCCAUUCAGAGAGCGGUGUUGGUACCGGCAUUGGAAGGUAGGGAUAUCAUUGCUCGGGCAAAGACUGGGACUGGCAAGACACUAGCAUUUGGGAUUCCCAUUAUUAAAGGCCUUACUGAAGAUGAACAUUCAAGUUCUCUCAGGCGGUCUGGUCGUCUCCCCAGAGUGUUGGUUCUUGCUCCUACCAGGGAGCUAGCGAAGCAAGUAGAGAAGGAGAUAAAGGAAUCUGCACCUUAUCUGAGCACAGUUUGUGUUUAUGGGGGUGUUUCCUAUGUUACUCAACAAAGUGCGCUUUCACGUGGAGUUGAUGUAGUUGUUGGGACGCCUGGUAGAAUAAUUGACCUAAUCAAUGGGAACAGCCUUAGACUGAAUGAAGUUCAGUACCUGGUCCUCGAUGAAGCGGAUCAGAUGCUUGCUGUUGGGUUUGAGGAGGAUGUGGAAGUAAUAUUGGAAAAGCUCCCAUCAGAGAGGCAGAGCAUGCUUUUUUCUGCAACUAUGCCAAGUUGGGUAAAGAAAUUGGCUCGAAAGUAUUUGGACAAUCCAUUGACAAUAGAUCUGGUUGGCGAUGAGGAAGAAAAGCUCGCAGAAGGGAUAAAACUUUUUGCUAUAUCAGCAACUGCCACUUCAAAGCGAACAAUUCUUUCCGAUCUUAUAAGUGUUUAUGCUAAGGGUGGGAAGACUAUAGUUUUUACGCAGACAAAAAGAGAUGCUGAUGAAGUAUCAUUGGCAUUAACAAAUAGUAUAAUGUCUGAAGCAUUACAUGGUGAUAUAUCUCAGCAUCAAAGAGAGAGAACAUUGAAUGGUUUUCGACAAGGAAAAUUUACAGUUCUUGUUGCCACUGAUGUUGCAGCCCGUGGACUUGAUAUUCCUAAUGUUGAUUUGAUUAUUCAUUAUGAGCUUCCCAAUGAUCCGGAGACUUUUGUGCAUCGCUCUGGUCGUACUGGGCGUGCAGGGAAACAAGGUACUGCCAUUCUUAUGUACACCAGUAGCCAGAGGAGAACAGUUAGAUCUCUAGAGCGUGAUGUAGGCUGCAAAUUUGAAUUCAUCAGUCCACCCGGUAUACAAGAGAUUUUGGAGGCAUCUGCUGAGCAAGUUGUUGCCACGCUCAAUAGGGUUCAUCCCGAGUCUGUUGAGUUUUUUACACCAACUGCACAAAAAUUGAUUGAAGAACAGGGAACAAGUGCCCUUGCAGCUGCACUAGCACAAAUGAGUGGAUUCUCUCGUCCUCCAUCGUCCCGAUCUUUAAUCAACCAUGAACAGGGAUGGGUUACAUUGCAGUUGAUCCGAGAUUCAGAUAGUAGAAGAUACUUCUCUGCAAGAUCAGUCACUGGGUUUCUGGCUGAGGUUUAUUCUCCAGCUGCUGAUGAAGUUGGAAAAAUACAUUUAAUUGCAGAUGAAAGGGUUCAAGGGGCUGUUUUCGAUCUUCCAGAGGAAAUUGCUAAAGAGUUACUUAACAGGGAGAUACCACCUGGAAACACUAUAACCAAGGUUACCAAGUUGCCUGCCUUGCAAGAUGAUGGGCCACCAGGUGAUUUCUAUGGGAAGUUCUCUGACAGAGAUCGUAGUAGCCGAAGAGGUUCAGGUUCUGGUUCUGGUUCUAGGGAUCGGAGAGGCGGUUUUAGAAGCUCACGGGGAUAUGGAGGCCGAGACUCUGAUGAUGAUUUUGGUGAUUCAUAUAGGAGAGGCAGUAGAAGUAAUAAUAAAACUGGCAGUAGCUGGUCUCGAGCUGGAAGAUUCAGUGGUGAUGAUUGGCCAAUUGGCGGUAGACGAUCAUCAGGCAGAUCUUCAUCGUCAGACAGAGGUGGUUUUGGAGGGUCCUGUUUUAAUUGUGGGGAGUCUGGGCAUCGAGCAUCAGAUUGUCCAAACAAGCGCAGCUUCUUUUAGGUUCUUCACGUCAUUUAUUUUUGGUCUACUCUCCUGGGUGGGGGCUCUGUGUUUCUGGCCCUUCUUUUCACCCUGAUGAAAAAUUUAUCACUCAUUUGUUUUGGGGUUUUGGGCAGUGGUAUAUUAACUAGAACAGUUAACUAUAUGGUUUUGUUUCUGUUUUUUUCCCUUUUUUUUUUUAAAAUCUGGGUGAUGUAUGGUCCUGUAUUGUUACUUUGUUAGCCACUUUUAGACUUUAGUAUGUGUUUGAACCUUAAUAGUAUACACAGAGAUAAAAAUAUCUGAAAAAGGUUUUUACUCGGAA
Molecule: messenger RNA, 2809 nt
Organism: Arachis stenosperma
Lineage: Eukaryota; Viridiplantae; Streptophyta; Magnoliopsida; Fabales; Fabaceae
Product: DEAD-box ATP-dependent RNA helicase 3, chloroplastic
Exons: 10
Coding region: 187-2505 (772 amino acids)
Molecular function (GO): ATP binding; zinc ion binding; RNA binding
Source: RefSeq, a predicted model, not a curated record